UUUUUUUUUUCUUUUGGGGCCGUUGAGGAGAACUCCUUUGCUUGUCAACGCUACCGCCCUUUCGUACAUCUUCUUUUCCCUUCAUUCUGGUGAAAUAACAGCCUCGUACUUGCCCGUCUUCUAACCAACUCUGCAAGCCCAACUUCAAGGCUAAGCGACCCAUCAGCCAUCAUUAUUCCGUUUUCCUGAACCCUGGACUGUGCGACUCUCUUGACCCAACCCAUACGUUUCCUCCUUCAACACACGACACCUUAAAAUGACCUCAAAAGUCAGUGCAGAGGAUAUUUUCAACCUGCCCGAGGAUGAUGGCCACUCAGAUGCCUCGGACUAUGACUCGGAAGAGGAACGCGAGCUCAAGGCCUCUUCCACCAACUCCAAGAUGGCCGGCUUAAAAAAACCUGCACCCGCAAAGAAGAACGCUUUAGUAUUUGGACUUGACCAAAGCGGAGACAGCGACGAUGAUAAUGACGACGAUGACGACGACGAUAACAACGACAACAGCGGGGAUGAUGAUGAAAGAGAGGAUGGCAGUGACACAACAGCCAAAGACCCCACAGCUUCCUCGGAUCCCAGAUUUCAGAUGGAAGGUGCGGAUGAAAAUGACAGCACCGAACCUAAGCGGAUUCGCGGCGCAAAAAAGUCAAAGAAAGUGAAGCCAUUGACACCGAAGGCAUUGGAAAAGUUUCAAGCGGCUCGUGAUAAGACUGGAAUCGUAUAUCUAUCCAAAAUCCCUCCAUUCAUGAAGCCCGUCAAAUUGCGCCAUUUGCUCGGCAAAUUCGGAGAACUCGGUCGUGUGUACUUGGCACCUGAAGAUCCUAAGAUCGCAGCGCGCCGCAAAAAAUACGGAGGCAACAAGAAACAAAACUUCACGGAAGGAUGGGUCGAGUUCAUGGACAAGUCUGUAGCGAAGCAGGUGGCCAAGACUUUGAAUACGACGAUCAUUGGCGGCAACAAGAACAGCUUUUAUUACGACGACAUGUGGAAUAUCAAGUACUUGCCAAAGUUCAAAUGGGACCACCUGACAGAAAGAAUUGCAUACGAGAAUGCUUCACGAGCACAGCGACUCCAGGCUGAGAUUAGCCAGGCCAACCGCGAGAACAAAUUCAUCCUGAACAACAUUGAAAAGUCGAAGAUGAUUAAGAGCAUGGAAGAGAAGAAGGCAGCCAAGCGCAAAGCAACAGAAGGCGACAGCAGCAGCAGUAACAGCAACAGUGGAAGCGGAAAGGUCGCUGAAUCGGAGCCGAGCGAACCAAAGGUCCGACGAGUGUUCAAGCAACGGCGGUUGGGCGGCGAUGGCGAGCCGAGUAUCAAAGCAUCAUCUGCGCCUGUGGAGGGCAAGAUCAAGAGUGUUCUUGGAAAUGUCUUUGGGCGGUAGAGCCAGCCACGGCUCAUUGUUCUUUUCACGCAUCGCAUAUACAUCGGCAUUUUGGCAUAGGACGGCACUAUUGAUAAUAAAGCUGGAC
This is a messenger RNA of Gamsiella multidivaricata, 1463 nucleotides long. RefSeq lists its product as uncharacterized. Lineage: Eukaryota; Fungi; Mortierellomycota; Mortierellomycetes; Mortierellales; Mortierellaceae. The transcript has 3 exons. Gene Ontology annotation, biological process: endonucleolytic cleavage to generate mature 5'-end of SSU-rRNA from (SSU-rRNA, 5.8S rRNA, LSU-rRNA); endonucleolytic cleavage in 5'-ETS of tricistronic rRNA transcript (SSU-rRNA, 5.8S rRNA, LSU-rRNA); endonucleolytic cleavage in ITS1 to separate SSU-rRNA from 5.8S rRNA and LSU-rRNA from tricistronic rRNA transcript (SSU-rRNA, 5.8S rRNA, LSU-rRNA). Gene Ontology annotation, cellular component: nucleolus. Bases 257 to 1375 code for a protein of 372 amino acids. Gene Ontology annotation, molecular function: RNA binding. The record is from RefSeq and is a predicted model, not a curated record.